GGCUAGCAUACCCAUCAAUGGUGUCCGUUUGCUGAAGAAAAAAAAAAAAAAAAAAAACCUAUCUCGAAAGUCGGUGCCAAACAUAGCCUUCAAACACAUACGAAACAGCCACGCCACCUCCAUUUCUCCUUCACACCAAUACCAGAACUCCGACCAAGCUUCAAUGGACUCAAAUCUGUAUACAUUGCUGCAAAGUUCCCCUUACUGUCCUUCAUCGUUACUCGGUUCAUUUAAACCUAAUGUGCAAACCAUGCAAUCGCCGAUGAAUCGAGCGUAUUCUGGUGAUCAAUUGAGUAUUCCGAGGCUCAAAUUCGAGGGUAAACGUCGGUUAUCUGUUGUCAAAUCGAUUCCAAAAGCAGAAAUUAAUGAUUCUUCGACUGUGGAAGUGAAAGCCACAGAAGACGUUAAGGAGAUUGUGAAUCCGGUUUAUGUGCCCACGCCUUCAAAUCGACCUCUUCGUACUCCUCACAGCGGAUACCACUUUGAUGGGACUACGAGGAAAUUUUUUGAGGGUUGGUACUUUAAGGUCUCGAUACCAGAACGAAAACAAAACUUCUGCUUUAUGUAUUCUGUUGAGAAUCCUGCAUUUAAGAAGCCAUUAAAUGGUUUGGAGCAAUUACAGUAUGGACAACGGUUUACUGGAGUUGGAGCUCAAAUCCUUGGUGCUAAUGAUGAGUACAUUUGCCAAUACACAGAAGAAUCUCACAACUUCUGGGGAAGUCGACAUGAGCUGAAGCUUGGAAACUCUUUUACAUUGCAAAAUGGAAAGAAGCCUCCAAACAAUGAAGUUUCACCUCAGGUUUUUAAUCAGAGUGUGGUUGAAGGGUUCCAAGUUACUCCACUUUGGAAUCAAGGUUUCAUCCGUGAUGAUGAAAAGACACCUUAUGCAAAAACUGUAAAAACUGCACGUUGGGAAUACAGCACACGCCCUGUUUAUGGUUGGGGAAAUGUUGGGUCAACACAAAAGUCAACAGCCGGUUGGCUUGCUGCUUUUCCUGUAUUCGAACCUCAUUGGCAAAUAUGCAUGGCUGGUGGACUCUCUACAGGUUGGAUAGAAUGGGGUGAAGAAAGAUACGAGUUUCAAAAUGCCCCAUCUUAUUCUGAGAAGAAUUGGGGUGGUGGUUUUCCAAGAAAGUGGUUUUGGGUUCAAUGUAACGUUUUUAAAGGUGCAAGUGGAGAAGUUGGUUUGACUUGUGCAGGUGGACUAAGACAAUUGCCAGGACUAUCUGAAACCUUUGAGAAUGCUGCACUGAUUGGAGUUCACUACGGAGGAAUUUUCUAUGAAUUUGUUCCAUGGAAUGGAGUUGUUGAAUGGGAAGUUACUCAAUGGGGUUACUGGCAUGUAACAGCAUAUAAUGAAACACAUAAGAUAGAACUAGAGGCUUCAACCAAGGACCCGGGGACCACAUUGAGAGCUCCAACUACAGAAGCUGGGUUUGCAGCAGCUUGUAAAGAUACAUGCACUGCUGAUUUAACAUUGAAAAUUUGGGAAAAAGCUAAUGGGAAGCUUAUUUUGGAUGUAACAAGCGAUAUGGCAGCUGUAGAGGUUGGUGGUGGGCCAUGGUUUAAUACAUGGAAAGGGAGAACAUAUACACCUGAAAUUGUUAGUCGUGCAAUUAAUCUUCCUAUUGAUGUGGAAGGAAUUCUUGGUUCGUUUCCAUUGUUGAAACCUCCUGGUUUGUAGGGAAUUUUGUUUUUGUUACUUCAUGUAGUUGAAUCACAUCUCUAAUGAUUUGAUAUGAUACAUAAAUAUAUAAAGUUGUAUGUUGUAUAUUGCAUGUAUAUAAAGAUAUUUUGAUGGA
Lactuca sativa (garden lettuce) is the source of this 1802-nucleotide messenger RNA. RefSeq names its product tocopherol cyclase, chloroplast / vitamin E deficient 1 (VTE1) / sucrose export defective 1 (SXD1) (gene VTE1). Lineage: Eukaryota; Viridiplantae; Streptophyta; Magnoliopsida; Asterales; Asteraceae. Gene Ontology annotation, molecular function: tocopherol cyclase activity. The record is from RefSeq and is a predicted model, not a curated record.